Dreissena polymorpha is the source of this 1860-nucleotide messenger RNA. RefSeq lists its product as uncharacterized. Gene Ontology annotation, cellular component: trans-Golgi network. The record is from RefSeq and is a predicted model, not a curated record. The coding region runs from base 102 to 800 and encodes 232 amino acids. NCBI's taxonomy places the organism in Eukaryota, Metazoa, Mollusca, Bivalvia, Myida, Dreissenidae. The transcript has 6 exons.
UAACGGUAUCGGAUAUAAGCGAUAUUCGCUGUAAAAUUCGAUUUACAAUGUCACAAGCUAUGUAAUUUAGUGAAAAGUCUUCAAACAAAUCGUUCAAAAGCAUGAUUUAUCUCCGUUCGCUACUUUUGUGCUCAGUGUUUGUUGGACCUUUAAUGCUCGGAGUUUGCGCACAAGGCACGUGUAAUGGUAAUACUCCGUGUUUGUGUUCCUAUGAAAACGGACAGUUUCUAGAUUUCACGUCGCUAGGGAACAAAGACGAUACUCCAAGAUUCUACAAUGUUUCCGACAAGUAUGAAUAUGCGUACUCCUGGAACCCAUGUUACAACUUCACAGAAGGAAAUUGCUCCGAAGUAUCAGUGUGCAAAAUAGAAUCUGCCAUCCCAUAUGACCUAUAUACGCCGUUGGGGUAUCAGAACAGCUAUGAAUUUGUAACCAAUAGAUCCGAUAACAGCGUGGAACUUGUCUACCAGGCAGGCACAGGCUCCGGCCACAUUCGGCUGAUAUGUGUAAAUGGCAGCACAACUACCAGUCUUAUCGCGCUCGGACCACCGAGUCAACAGUCACAUGAUUUCUAUUUUGAGCUGCGUAGUCCGCUGUGUUGUCCCCAGGGGACCCCGCUGACCUCUGUACCCACGACAAUUGAACCCACCACAGGAUGCCCGGCCUGUGCCGGAACUUCCGGUCUUAAGGAUGCACUUAUCGGCGUCUCAGUUGUUUUGGGACUUCUCCUGGUGGUCUCCAUUAUCUUGGCAGUCAAGCUGAGGAGACUGAUGGCCAAGAAAGUCUACGAUGAGCUGUAGCGAGGGCGGGCAAGGAUUAAACAACAACAAUAUCAGCCUAUGACACUUUAUGCCGAUAAAAGUUGUGUUUAUGGGUCUCAAACUGUUCGCAAUUAUGUUAAAUAAGUGUUUAAAAUGGACAGUAUGAGUUAUAUCCAAAUUGCUCGUCUAUUUCAUCUGUAUUUCAUCACUUUAUUAUUAUGAAUGAUGCAUGAUUCAUGUAAUAGCCUCUUAAAUAUCACCAUAAACUUAUGAUUUCUAUAUGUUAUAUACAACUACGUAUAUUUUUCAUAUGAUCUAAAUUUUAUUUUUAUUCAGAGUUUAUUGUAUUUAUAGUCAAUACUUUAGGAAGAACGUGUAUUUUUUUCUAAUAUUGAACAUAAUAUUUUAAAAACAUUAUGUUACAUUUUUAAAUAACUUAAGGAAGACUGUAUUUUUAUAUUGACAUUAAAACUGGUCUACAGUCACCAAUACAUGAAUUCUCAUUCAUUCGAUAAUAUGUCAUUUGAAUCAGUACAAUAUAAGUCGCAUUCUGAGAAAACUGGACAUAAUGCAUAUGCGUAAAGUGUCGUCCCAGAUUAGCCUGUGUAGUCCGCACAGGCUAAUCAGGGACGACACUUUCCGCUUUUAUGGUAUUUUUCGUUAAAAGGAAGUCUCUUUUACACGAAAAUCCAGUUAAGGCGUAAAGUGUCGUCCCUGAUUAGCCUGUGCGGACUGCACAGGCUAAUCUGGGACGACACUUAACGCACAUGCAUUUUGCCCAAUUUUCACAGAACACGACUCACAUGUUUUAAUUUUAUACUUUCGCUUCAUAUCUCAAGGUAAGAUGACAUCUUUUUGUCGGCUCGGUUUGUGAAAAUUGUUUGGAUGUAUAUUAAAAUAUUCAUGUUAUGCUCAGGACGAAUGUCUUGUUCUUUUUAUUACAUAUGACUUCUUAAAAAUCCAUACUUGUAAGUAAUAUAAUAAGUUACAAAGGCAACAUUUUUGUUUUGAUUUAAUGCAUUAUAAAAACAGGUUCUGAAAUACAGUACAUGUAUUGUGAAAAUACUUAAAGUCGUUAAAAUAUAUUUGAUAAAAAUCA